Molecule: messenger RNA, 1777 nt
Organism: Amaranthus tricolor (Joseph's coat)
Lineage: Eukaryota; Viridiplantae; Streptophyta; Magnoliopsida; Caryophyllales; Amaranthaceae
Product: cyclin-D3-1
Exons: 4
Coding region: 301-1527 (408 amino acids)
Biological process (GO): mitotic cell cycle phase transition; regulation of cyclin-dependent protein serine/threonine kinase activity
Cellular component (GO): cyclin-dependent protein kinase holoenzyme complex; nucleus; cytoplasm
Molecular function (GO): cyclin-dependent protein serine/threonine kinase regulator activity
Source: RefSeq, a predicted model, not a curated record
AAAAAAUAAAAAUUUGUCUUUGUAUAAAAAAGAAGCGUGAUUUCUCAUAACUUGGCUGAUAAAAUCUCCCCUCACUCAGUCUCUCAACUCUCUCACCUUCCCUUCUUUCACAUUCACCUCUUUUUAUAAUCCUCACACUUCCAUCUCUCUCCUCUGCUCUACUCCAUGAGUGAGAAGCAGAGAACACUUCCAUCAAUGCCGAACCUUUUUAUGUCUUGUUAAAUCUCUUCACUUUCACACCAUGACUAUCUAAAAAACAACAAAUUAAAAAAAAUAUAUAAUCUUCAUUAAAUCUCAUCAAUGGCACCCUCUCAAGAUUUCCAAGAACAAACCCCAUUUUCCAUUCUAGAUGCUUUGUAUUGUGAGGAAGAAAAAUGGGAAGAUGAUGAUGAAAAUGAAGAAGAACAUUCUAGAAGUUUUCAAGGAAUUAACAAUGGUGGAAAUGAAACCCCAUUUUUACUUCCUCUUCUAUUAUUAGAACAAGAUUUAUUCUGGGAAGAUGAAGAACUUUUGUCUCUGUUUUCCAAAGAAACAGAGCAAACCCAAGAAAUUUCAGAAAAAAACACCAUGGAUUUAAAUGAUUUCUCUUCUUCAAGAAAUGAAGCUAUUGAAUGGAUUUUAAAAGUUAAUUCCUAUUAUGGGUUUUCUACUUUAACAUCAGUUCUUGCUGUUAAUUACUUUGAUAGAUUCUUUUCAAUCUUCCAAUUUCAAAGUGAUAAACCAUGGAUGUUUCAACUUACUGCUGUUACUUGUCUUUCUCUUGCUGCUAAAGUUGAAGAAACCCAUGUUCCUCUUCUCUUAGAUCUUCAAGUGGAGUCAGGAAAAUACAUGUUUGAAGCAAAAACAAUACAGAAAAUGGAGGUAUUGAUCUUAUCAACAUUAGAAUGGAAGAUGAACCCAGUAACUCCAUUAUCAUUUCUUGAUCAUAUAAUCAGACGGCUAGGAUUGAAGAAUCAUCUCCAUUGGGAGUUUCUCCGGAGAUGUGAACGACUCUUACUCUCUCUCCUCUCUGAUUGGAGAUUUGUUAAUUAUAUGCCAUCAGUAUUGGCUACUGCCACAAUGAUGCAUGUCAUUGACCAGAUUGAGCCUUGUAACCCACUUGAUUACCAAAAUCAGCUUCUAGGUGUGCUUAAUAUCACCAAGGACAAGGUGAAUGAGUGUUACAAACUAAUCGUGGAGAAGACAAUGAACACAAAAAAAUCAGACGAUAUCAUCAAUCAUCACAAAAGACCAUUUGAUCAAAUGAUGUUCAAUUUUCAUCGCCAACCACCUCCAAGUACGACUAUGACUACAAUUUCAAGCAGUGAUAUUAUUCCAAGUAGCCCAAGUGGAGUAAUGGAUGCAUAUUAUCUUAGCUGCGACAGUUCUAAUGAUUCUUGGACCGCUGUCAAUUUAUCAUCUUCUUCAUCUUCACUCUCGUCUUCUCCCAUGGCGAGGAAGAAGACUCGAGUUCAUGAGCAACCAAUGCCCUUGCAAUUACCUUCACUUUCUAGAGUCUUCCUUGAAGUUGUUGGUAGUCCUCGUUAAGCAAGCUAAGCUUUUAAACAUCAUCCAUGGCGGAAUAUUUUUCUGUUGUUUAAAAUGGGGGACAUAUUUAUAUCAUAUAAUACUACUGAACUUAUAUUAUAUGGGUAUAAAUUCAUUCCCUGCAAUUUUUAUGUUUUGAUGAUGCAUGAUCAUGUUUUUUCAUGUGCAAGGAUGGUUGCAUGCAUGCAUGCAUGCAUGGAUGGAUGUAGUAUUAUGAUGAAUAAAAUCAUGAAUAUGAUGAUGGAGGGAA